AAUGAUGAGAGGGAGAGAUUGAAUGAGAGGGUCACAGGGAAGCUGAGAAAACCCAUCACAACAAAUCUUCCCCAACAAUCAAGGAAGUGGAAAUACCGAACGCCUUUUUUUUUCUCCCUCCACGCAUGGCUGCCUAGUUUCUAACAGACAGAAGUUCUGCAGCAGCCCACAAAGUUCUGGGCGCGGAGGCAGACGGGGGUCCUCGCUGAAAAAGGAUGGACCACUUCAUAAGGAGCAGGGCGCGCAGAAGAACAACGCUAUUUAUUUUUAUCCUACUUCAUCUAACAACGGCUCAAACGGCUGAUCCUGUUGAUGUUUUGCGAGCGCUCGGGCUGUCAGAGAACAUGGAGGGGGUUUCCUUGGAGGCUGGUUUCUGCACCAGCAGGAGGGGCACAGAGGAGACAGACCUGGCUUACAACAUCAAAAAGAUCCAGCUCAGCGUUCCCACUAAACAGCUAUUCCCUGAUUCCAGAUUUCCUGAGAAUUUCUCCCUGAUGGCUACCAUAAGAGCUAAAAAGGGCUCCCAGUUCUUCCUUUUUUCAGUGUACGAUGACCAGGGGGUGCAACAGGUCGGACUCGAGGUGGGCCGGUCCCCUGUCUUUGUGUAUGAAGACCAGCACGGCCAGCCCAUUCCACAAAUGUAUCCUAUUUUCAGGAAGAUCAACAUGGCGGAUGGAAAAUGGCACAGGAUAGCCUACAGCGUGAUCAACAAGACUGUGACCCUUUACCUGGACUGCCAGAAGGUGCAAACUCUGGAUCUGCUUCGGGGGGACAAUGCUGUGGUCAGCACCGAUGGGGUCAUUGUUUUUGGAACACGGCUCCUGGAUGAAGAGAUUUUUGAGGGAGACAUUCAGCAACUGAUGAUUGCGGAUGACCCCCAGGCUGCUGCCAACUACUGUGUAAACUUCAUACCAGAUUGUGACUCGGCUUUACCGUACAGCAGUCAGACUCUGGACCAGCAGGAGGAAUCUGCACCAGCGAGCACACCGCUGGUGGCGGAGUAUGAAGAUGACAUUUAUGGAGAUUUGCAUGAAGACCUCUUAAUUUCUACAGUGACUGUGGGUCCAAAUACUACUGAUUAUAUGAUUCUUCACUAUGAAGAUUUUUUAAAUGAGACUCAGUAUGAAGAAUAUGAAACAUAUGAGGAUGACUUUGACUUUGCAGAGCGGGAAAGAGCGGAGACGCUGGAUGUCGAGGCUACACUCAGAGCAGAGAAAGGCCAGAAGGGAGAACAAGCUAUCAUUGAACCGGGUUUAUUAGUGGAAGGACCCCCAGGCCUACCAGGGCCAGAGGGGCUUCCUGGGCCAGCUGGACCAACAGGCCCUCCAGGACCCAGGGGAGAUCCAGGUGAUCUGGGUCCCCAGGGACGCCCUGGUCUUCCCGGGGUUGAUGGGAUCCCAGGUCCUCCAGGAACCCUGCUGAUGCUACCAUUCCAGUAUGGAGGCGAUUCACAGAAGGGGCCGGUGGUGUCUCCCCUAGAGGCACAAGCGCAAGCUAUCCUGCAACAGACCAAGCUGUCACUUAAGGGGCCUCCAGGUCCGUUGGGUCUGACAGGGCGACCCGGCCCAAUGGGUCUUCCAGGUCCAUCUGGCCUCAAAGGAGAUCGUGGAGACAACGGCCCCACUGGACCCCGUGGGUUUCCAGGACGCCCCGGAAUGAUUGGAAAGUCAGGCAAGAGGGGACGUGCAGGCGUGGAUGGAGGUCGUGGAUCGCCAGGUGAAACUGGUGCAAAGGGUGAUAGGGGCUUUGACGGCCUGCCAGGUCUCCCAGGAGACAAGGGACACAUAGGGGACAGAGGAAGGUCUGGUCCUCAAGGGCCUGUUGGAGAGCCAGGAGAGAAGGGUUCUGAUGGACCUGUGGGGCCAAGAGGUCAACCAGGUGAACCAGGUCCCCGAGGUCUUGUUGGGCCAAGGGGGACACCUGGCCAACCUGGGCAACCGGGGAUUAAUGGAGUUGAUGGAGUGCAAGGAUCAAAAGGCAACCAGGGUCCAGCUGGAGAAAUAGGGCCUCCGGGUCAACAAGGAAAUCCAGGAGUUCAGGGGUUUCCUGGUCCUCAGGGUCCUAUUGGAUUGCCAGGAGAAAAGGGUCCCCAGGGUAAACAGGGCCUGCAGGGACUACCAGGCACUGAUGGUCCUCCUGGUCACCCAGGAAGAGAGGGCCCCCCAGGAGAAAAAGGCAUCCAAGGUUUACCUGGCACUCAGGGACCCGUUGGAUACCCAGGCAGUCGUGGAGUCAAGGGAGCAGAUGGGAUUAGAGGUCUAAAGGGGAGCAAAGGCGAAAAAGGAGAAGAUGGCUUUCCAGGAGUGAAGGGUGACAUGGGUGUUAAAGGAGACAGGGGUGAUAAUGGUGCUCCUGGUCCUCGAGGAGAAGACGGGCCAGAAGGACCAAAAGGUCAGACUGGACUGCUUGGAGAUCCAGGAACCCUUGGUAUAGCAGGGGAGAAGGGUAAACUCGGGGUGCCCGGCCUGCCCGGUUACCCUGGACGACAAGGCCCUAAGGGAUCACUUGGCUUCCCUGGCGGGGCCGGAUCCAUAGGAGAAAAAGGAAGAAGGGGUCCUGCCGGCCAGCCAGGUUCUGGGGGUCAAAGAGGUCCUAAUGGAUCCCGUGGGGGGAGAGGAGCGAGGGGGCCGACUGGAAAGCCUGGAGAAAAGGGAUCAGCCGGACAAGAUGGACCUCCAGGAUCUCCUGGAGAACAGGGUCCUCAAGGGCCACAGGGUCAAAAUGGAGAAACAGGACCUAAAGGACCCAAUGGUCUACCAGGAAAGGAUGGAUUACCAGGUCAUCCAGGUCAGAGAGGAGAACCAGGUUUCCAAGGCAAGACCGGACCUCCUGGCCCCCCGGGAGUGGUUGGGCCACAGGGGAAAUCUGGUGAGACAGGGCCAGCUGGAGAUAGAGGUCAUCCAGGUUCACCAGGACCACCAGGUGAGCAUGGUUUACCAGGAACUGCUGGAAAGGAGGGAGCCAAGGGAGAUCCAGGCCUGUCAGGAGUCCUGGGGAAGAGUGGCCCUGCUGGACUUAAAGGCUUCAGGGGAAGCAGAGGGACCCCCGGUGCAAUGGGCCCUGCUGGUCUUAAGGGUGGAGAAGGCCUACCUGGUGUUGCAGGGCUUACGGGUGCUACAGGAGAGAGGGGUCCCGCUGGGCCUGCUGGAGCGAUUGGCCCACCAGGACGACCAGGCAGUGUGGGCCCUGCUGGGCCAAGCGGGGAGAAAGGCACGCCAGGAGAGAAGGGAGCCAUUGGGCCUGCUGGGCGAGAUGGGCAACCAGGACCUGCAGGGUUGCCUGGGGUUGCAGGAUCCCCUGGGCCUCCUGGGGAGGACGGAGACAAGGGAGAGACGGGUGGACCGGGCCAAAAGGGCAGCAAAGGAGACAAAGGAGAAUCUGGACCUCCUGGACCUGUUGGGAUUCAAGGACCUGUGGGCCAACCAGGACCUUCUGGGGCGGAUGGCGAGCCAGGUUCUCGAGGUCAAAUGGGCCUAAAUGGACCAAAAGGCGAUGAAGGAUCUAGGGGCUUUAAGGGACCACCCGGCCCCUCUGGAUUACAGGGGAUGCCAGGACCCCCAGGGGAGAAAGGAGAGACUGGACAUGUUGGUUCAAUGGGGCCUCCAGGACAGCAUGGCCCACGUGGCCCUCAGGGAUCCCCUGGAGCUGAGGGCCCACCUGGCUUGCCUGGAGGAGUUGGUCAGCCUGGUCUUGUUGGAGAGAAGGGUGAGGAUGGAGAAGCCGGUGACCCGGGGGUGGUUGGGGAGCCCGGCCCUCCAGGUGCUAAAGGCGAUGUGGGCGAGAAGGGGGACGCUGGUCCUCCCGGUGCAGCGGGGCCUCCCGGUCCCAGAGGAACACCAGGAGAAGAUGGAUCUAAAGGCAACCUUGGCCCACUUGGAUUUCCUGGAGAUUCGGGGCCCCCUGGUGAACCUGGUGUCAAUGGGAUUGAUGGUUCACCUGGACCUAAAGGAGACAACGGAGAAAUAGGAAAAACAGGGCCACCAGGAGCCUCUGGAGAGCCUGGCCCUCCUGGACCCCCUGGUCGGAGGGGUCAUGUUGGUGCUGCAGGAGAGGAGGGGAAACAAGGCAUGAAAGGAGUCAAAGGAGCUUCAGGAACUCUGGGUCCAGUGGGAAAGACAGGACCAGUAGGACCCCAAGGCCAUCCAGGGAGGCCUGGUCCAGAAGGCCUUCGGGGCAUUCCGGGUCCUGCGGGUGAACAAGGUUUAAAUGGACCGCCAGGACAGACUGGACCACCUGGACCAAUAGGUCCACCAGGACUACCGGGAUUAAAAGGGGACUCGGGGAGAAAAGGAGAAAAAGGCCAUGGAGGCUUGAUUGGUUUAAUUGGCCCCCCAGGAGAGCCUGGAGAGAAAGGUGACAGGGGCCUGCGAGGGAAUCAAGGUUUGCCAGGGUCUAAAGGAGAUGAGGGUGUGGUCGGCCCAGCUGGUCCUAUUGGCCCCCCAGGUGUACCCGGACUGGCUGGAGCAGCUGGUGAGAAGGGAUCUAAGGGGGAGACGGGGUUUGUUGGUCCCAGAGGAGAUCCAGGGCCUGCUGGUCCUCCAGGACCCGCGGGACCCCCUGCAACAUUUGUUCAACCACUGCCAAUUCGCGAGAGGAGGAGGAAAAGACGAAGGCACUUAGAUGAGGCAGGAGGAGCAACUCCGUUGACGGAGGAGGAUGUCUAUUUUAACACAGAGGAGUUCCUCCAGGGGGAUGAGCCUCUGGAAGACGUUGAGGGAAUGGAGGAGGUCUUUGCCACCCUCUCUUCCAUGAAGAAUGAAGUGGAGCUCAUGAGAAAGCCUCUGGGAACCUUUGAAAGCCCAGCCAGGACCUGCAAAGAGCUCAUGAUGGUUCAGCCGGACUACAAAGAUGGAGAGUACUGGAUCGAUCCUAAUCAGGGUUGUCACAGAGACUCUAUUAAGGUCUUCUGUAACUUUACAGCCUUCGGAGAGACCUGUCUCCAACCUGACAAAAGGAUCGAGAUGGUUAAAUUAUCACCAUGGAACAAGGAGACACCAGGAAGCUGGUUCAGCCAAUACAGGAGGGGCAAACAGUUCUCUUACACUGACAGGGAUGGGAACCCCGUGCAUGUAGUUCAGCUGACCUUCCUGAAGCUGCUAAGUGCCACAGCCAAGCAGAGCUUCACCUAUACCUGUCAGAACUCAGCUGGCUGGUUUGACAGCACCUCCCGCUCCUACCAGCAUGCUCUCCGCUUCCGGGGCAGCAAUGGCGAGGAGCUGACACAAGCCAAGAGCCCCUUCGUUACAGCAGUGCACGAUGGAUGCCAGACUCGUAAAGGCCAGGAAAGAACCAUUUUAGAGAUUGUCUCCCCCACUGCAGAGCCGCUCCCCAUCAUAGAUGUUGCUCCGGCAGACUUUGGCGGCAAAAACCAGAAGUUUGGAUUCCAAGUCGGACAAGUAUGCUUCAAUGGCUAACGCACCAGCAACAGCAAGCACCUAAGACCUUCACUGUAUGAUUUUAACAAAAGAGCCUGGACUGACCAUAGAGUGUCAGGUUUUUCGUUGUGGGAUUCUGGUAUAUUAUUUAAGACUCUUCAACACACUUUGCAAUAUUUUUUUGUGGAUUUCUAACAUUCAGAAGAAUAGCAAGAAAUAAGAUAUGCAACAGUGGGGACGAAGCACAUGUACUAAAGGGAAUUAUUACAGUUAGAACUAUUUAAUUUCUUUUAAUCUUUUCAUCUGGGAUAUUAAUGACUCUGCAUUUAGAAGGACUACUCCACUCCACAGUACAGAAGCAGUAGCAGUCAUAGACAACAUGGAUCUGUCCAGACAGGGUCUUUUUUUUUUUUACUGCUGCGUGGGAUGGUUAGGCUAGACUUUUCGCCUUCUAGCUUCUUACAAAAUCCAAGAUUUAAUAAAUCUGAAUUGCAAUACUCAUUUGCAUGUUUGACUUUCUCAAUAAUGACAAUUUCGGAGCAGUUGUGAACCAGCAGAGCAUAUUAAUUCCACAACAGCACUGUAAUUAAAUUUCUAUGUGCAGGGAUGAUAAAUUGUCCUUUUUACCCUUCAACUGCAGUUCGCUCAAUGAAUUACUACGUUGUGUAUUCAUUAGGUGUAGUGAGCUAUUGAACCCAACACUUACUUGAACGAAUAUGGCUGUUUGCUUUUAUGGACUGCUUCCCUCCAUAGCCUUCCUAAUAAGGUUUACAAGCCCUUUCGUGUUUCUGCCGACCAGAUUUUGGUUUGUAUCAGAGCAACAUCAAGUCAUCAGAGGUAAAUAAUCACUUGGGGGUGGGCAACAUUUCAACAGAUGAAUUAAGAACAUGACAAUUAAAACAUUAUUUAGUCUAAAGUUUUGGGAGCAAAUUUGUUGACCACCUUUUGAAUUUGAAUUUCCUGACUCAGGCUUUUGUGUGUGCACAUCUGUUUUUUUUUUUUUUUUUUUUUUUGUCUUUCUUUUCUAAGUUCACAUGCUGAAUUUUGGACAGACAGCAUUGUUAUUCAGGCACGAUUUUCCUCCUCUGUGGUGCUUCAGAUGAUUCUGUUAUUUUUGUGUAACUAUGUUUGCGUGCCUCCGUGGGCUGGAUCGUGGGACUGGAGAGUGAGAGGGUUAUUGCUUUUUCAGCAGCACAAGACACUCGAACAGGGUUGGGAAUUGCGCUACGGAUUUCUUUUUUAUUUGCACAUCCUCUGGCUGAUUGCAUCAUUUCAACAAAGCCAGCAAAGGGAGACUUUAAAAAGUUCAGGUUGAUUGCUCUUAAGGGGAAAAUCCGCUUGUAAGCCAAUUUUAGAUUCUGAUUUUCCAGGGAUUUCCAGGAUUUCCAGUAUCUUGAAACAGAGACUACAAUCUCUUUGAAAUAGAACUUAUAGAACGGAUGAAUUGAUGAUUUGGAAGUUAUUACGUUCUUAUAAAAUCCCCAUAAAAGGUGAUUAGAUCAAGGUAAUGGACAGUAGCUUUCAAAGAGUAGACCUCCCUGUUGAAAUGACAGGUUUUUGUGACGUAAGAAAUGAGACCAGAUAGGUAAACCUUUUCCACAUAUAAUGUAGUACUCAUCGUGUUUGAUGAAAUUUAAAAAAUAAAAUAGUUGAUCCAGGUUGUAUGAGUAGUGGAAAGUUGUUUGCACUGUUGUCUUGUAGCAAAAAUAAAGUCCUAAAUACAGGUUUGAUUCCAGGACUUGAGCUUUUCUGAAUAGAAUUUGGAUAUUCUCCCCAUGCAUGUGUGGAUUCUCUUCCUGUACUCUGGCUUCCUUUCUAAGGCCAAAAAUAUGCAUGUUUACGUUAAGAAGCCGAGGGCAUGUUUAUGUUCAAAGAUUGUUCUAGACUCCUGCAAACCCAUUCAGAAACUUUAAAUAAAUCCCCAUUAAGUCAUUCCUUUUUUUUAUUUGGAUACAUACUUGCAGUUAGUCUGAUGCUAAAAACAAAUUGUUAUCUUAUUCCUUACCAACUAGCUGAGACCUGAAGGGUUUGGGCCUUCAUUUGAAACUGGUAAUAAAUCUUCAUCCACCCAAACCAAAACCUCACAUCCAUCUGAAGAGAAGUAACCCCAGAGUAUCGUGUUGCUAGCACCAUAUAUUGUUCUUUUCAUCAGAUCAUAAUACAUUCUCCCACAAGUUUCUGGUGGAGAAAAGUCUGUCUUCAACCCUACUCCUUUGGAGGAAGAGGAAAUUACUGUCACAUCCAGAACACAACCUUGUUGGAAAUUCUUUCAGCUCCUUCAGUGUUGCUUUUGGCCUUGUGGCAGCUUGAAUGUCCAGUUUCAGUCUCGUCUUUUCAUCAGGUUUAGAGUCAUGUUCAGCUUUUGAAAUGUUUCCUGUUGUCCCAUGUUUUUUUUCUAUUUUUGUUUACCGCCUUCAAUGUGGCAUGGUAUAGAUAAUGCUCUUUCUUGCAUGUUUCUUUAUAUUGUUGCCUUUUUACAAAUAUAGCUCCUUUUUAGAUUUUUUGCAACCUGCCAAAUAUGGCUUUAUUUUAAGGAUUCAAAUGAUCUGAUGUAGGAAAAAUCGUGUUCCGUUAAAUUGUAUUUAAGACAUACUUCUUAAAUUGAAUCACAUGCUUCAACAAGGUGUUUGCUCAAUAUUAUAUUCUUUCCCACUGCAAUUUAUAGGUUUACAUGAUACACUAUAUGUGGGAAAAAACUUCUUGAUUUAUCAAAGUCAAUUUUUUUUACAUCUCCCAAUUCUUGUAUGUUUACCUUUUGAGAGCCAUUGCAAUCCACAGACUCUGUUUCUAUGUACUGGAUUGGAUAUUGUUCCUUGAAUUGGUAAAAGGAGCCGUGAGAUAAUGUAGAAAUGACACACGCCUGUGAAUUCAUUUUGAUGGCUGAUUUUAUCUCAAGCUUAACUAACAAGUGCUUAACUACCUCCUCUGACUCAAAAAGUAGAGUGCGUAAACGGCAUGUAUAAUUAUACUAUUCAGUCCUGCUGUUCCUUUCGUUUAAUAGCAUUUAUGCAGUCCAGUUGUUUCCCUCCUCUUCCCCUGUCACGCACUGCCCCUUUUGUGUAUAGUGUUUAUUGUACUAAAUUUAUAAACUGUACAGUUCUUCCUUAGACUUUAAGACCAAUAGCCUGUUGCCUGCAAUAAAAAUGAAAUGUAUUUUACAAAAGUUGAUGUGAAAAUAAAGACUCUACAAGAUU
This is a messenger RNA of Fundulus heteroclitus (mummichog), 8569 nucleotides long. It is a transcript of the gene col5a3a, whose product is annotated as collagen, type V, alpha 3a. NCBI's taxonomy places the organism in Eukaryota, Metazoa, Chordata, Actinopteri, Cyprinodontiformes, Fundulidae. Bases 216 to 5414 code for a protein of 1732 amino acids. Gene Ontology annotation, molecular function: extracellular matrix structural constituent. The record is from RefSeq and is a predicted model, not a curated record. The transcript is spliced from 66 exons.